UGUUGACAGGAAGCGGUGCGUGUUAUUGAGUCACUUUACCGGAGAGUCGAGACUUCCAAAAGAAGAAUAACGGCCGGGUAAAGCAACGGAUAAAGAUGGGUCUAAUGAAUCUGUCAGCUGUCAAACCUGCCCUCUAGACUGCUCUCGACUAUUUUAAAUGGUAUUUCCACGUGCUUUUCUAUGACCGACACGCAUUUCUCGUCGUUAUACGCGUUAAACUGACAGCAGUUGUGCUGUAGGAAGGAAGCGGGAGAGGAAGAGACUGGGCACUGCUGGCAAAUAAACACACUCAACGGGAAGUUUAUUUAAUAGGGCAAGAUUGUUUUCCAGCAUACUUGAUAGGGCACAUAAAUGCACGUAAUCUAAACAUAUAAUCUGUUAUAAGUAUUUAUAUUAAUCAGAGAUACCAAAGACUAUGUGAAGUCGUUAUUGUUUGAAUAUUAAGGGUUGUUUUCAGUUGAAAGGUUUGUUGUUCUCGAUUAAGUUAUAAUCGAUCAUGGCCACAGAUAUAAUAACGACUGAAGAAGUCUCAAACCAGAGAGACUCGAGUGAUCUGAACGCCAACAAAAGUAAUCCCGAAUCAGACACACCCAGCCGGACAUCUGAGACGCAAAACAGAAACAUAAGUAGCGGUUUAUCGUUAUCGUCAUCAUCGGCUCAUUCUGGGGAAGAAGCACCUCAGACUUCCAGAGCAGGGAAUGAUCCUCUGGAGAACGGAGGCAGAACAGGAGAUCCGCCGCAGGAAGCAGCGACUCCAGACAAUAGACAAAAACCAGACGUGAGGACUUCAGCUCCUGUGAGAGAGCCGCCCACACUCUCCUCUCCUGCUGAACACAACGGAAGUUUUGAGCGCCAGGAGUCGGUUGCUACCACAGAAGCGCGGCUGAGAUUGGAGGGGGUGGAGCUAAAGGAGGAGUGGCAAGAUGAGGACUUCCCCAGGCCACUCCCGGAAGAGGGAGAUAUGCAUCUUGAUGAGGAGCUUUUCACCGGCUCUUCAGGUGAAGGAGCACCUGCUUCACAGUCUUACAGACUAAACAGUGCAAGAAAACACAAAAAGAAGCUUUUGGCUCCAGACAUCAGCCUCGACCUGGACCACAGCGAGGGUUCGGUCCUGUCUGAUGAGCUGGAUGAGAGUACAGAACUGGACCUGGAUGAUAUAGACACCCCUUCAGACAACAGCAACGAGUUCGAGUGGGAAGAUGACCUCCCAAAACCCAAAAAUGCGGACCUGUUGUGUAAAGGAGUGGAGUCAGUGCAGGAGUUCACCAGCACGGAGGAACGGGAGGAGGGCCGUCGCUGGAGAGUCUUCCGCAUCGGAGAGCAGGAGCACCGGGUAGACAUGAAGGCCAUUGAGCCCUACAAGAGGGUUAUCAGCCAUGGAGGUUACUAUGGCGAUGGAUUGAAUGCCAUCAUUGUCUUUGCUGUUUGCUUUAUGCCUGAGAGCAAUCAACCAAAUUACAGAUACAUCAUGGAGAAUCUUUUCAAGUAUGUCAUAGGAACUCUAGAGCUGCUUGUAGCUGAGAACUACAUGAUUGUAUACCUGAACGGAGCCACUUCCCGCCGAAAGAUGCCCAGUGUGGGCUGGCUCAGAAAAUGCUAUCAGCAAAUAGAUCGAAGGUUAAGGAAGAAUUUGAAAUCAUUGAUAAUUGUGCACCCGUCCUGGUUUAUUCGCACACUCCUAACUCUCACAAAACCUUUUAUAAGCUCAAAAUUUAGCCAGAAAAUCAAGUAUGUGUACAGCUUGACAGACCUGGCUGAGCUUGUCCCGAUGGAGUAUGUUUCCAUACCAGACUGCAUUAAACAGUUUGACGAAGAAAAAAAUAGGAAAAAACAUAAAAGGAUUGACCAGGACAUGCGUGGGAAGGUAGAGAUCGCCACCACUGCAGUGCCAGAAUGAUUCAGAGGGGCUGCAGAGAAUGUAUAGGGCUUCUUUUAGCUGGAGAAUGAAAAAUCUUGAUGUCAGAAAAGUGCCUUUUAAAGGAUUAGUUCACCAUAAAAUGAAAAUUCAGCCAUCAUUUACUUGCUCUCAUGUCAUUUAAAACCCAUAUGAACAAGCUUGUACAUUCUGCUAAAUAUUUUCUUUUGUGCACCACACAAGAGUCAUACAGACUUAGAACGAUGUGAGGCUAAGUAAAUAAGGACAAUUUUUAUUUGUGGGUUAGCUGUCACUUUAAGGCUUCGAUUGACUGUUAUGCUAUGUGACUUUUUUUUCUUCCUCCCUGUUGCAUUUGUGUGCCAAGCAUUUGUCAGAUGGCAUCUGAUUUCUGUGUUAAACAUUUUAAUAACCUUUUUUAUGUAUCAUUUCAGUAAGUAGAUUCUGUCAACAUGUUCUAGUUUGUCUUUGUUAAGGCACUCCAUUUUAAAACUAGAUGAUGCAUGUUCUACAUUACAUUUAAAUAUCUAUAUUUAUAUCAAAAUGCGACAAAGGAGAAAGAUUAAUAUAUUUUUAUGACUGAAAUGUUAUUUUUAAGUCCACAGUCUGGCAUUGUUUGUCAUGUGCUCACUGAACAUCUCACAGUUAUACCACAAAUUGUUUACUGCUGAAUGUCUUGCAUGAUUAAAGAACCCGGAGAAAUGUACAAACGAGACAGAAAGGAAAAGCAAAAAUGUAUUGCAAAAGUAACAUUUCUCGGUUUAGGAGGGUGGGGUUCUUGUAUGUCAUUUCUUGCAAGUAAACUUCCACACAAAAA
Molecule: messenger RNA, 2690 nt
Organism: Carassius gibelio (silver crucian carp)
Lineage: Eukaryota; Metazoa; Chordata; Actinopteri; Cypriniformes; Cyprinidae
Product: BCL2/adenovirus E1B 19 kDa protein-interacting protein 2-like
Exons: 11
Coding region: 497-1897 (466 amino acids)
Biological process (GO): apoptotic process
Cellular component (GO): cytoplasm
Source: RefSeq, a predicted model, not a curated record